AUGGUACAAGCUUAUAUUCACGACGAUAACAACGACAUAGACUUCAGAGAAGCCCAUAAUAGUGGAAAGUCGGUUAGCAUUGAAGAUUUAGAAAAGAUUGGUGUCUUUUACAAGUAUUGUGCUACCGUGGAAGACGUAGAUGUUAUCGCAAAAGAAAGAAACUAUAAGAAUAGAGAUGUCGUGAAUAUUUCAAAAGAGUCUUUUGGUAAUGAGAAUAAUAUGAUGGAAAAACUCAACAUGUUUUACUCAGAGCAUCUGCACGAGGAUGAAGAAAUAAGAUACUGUUUGGAUGGCAGCGGUUACUUCGACUUGAGAGCUCAAAAUGAUACGGACUGGAUCCGUUGUAGAGUGAACAAAGGUGAUCUGUUAGUGGUCCCAGCUGGAAUCUACCAUAGAUUUACUUUGACUACGGAGAACUAUAUCAAGGCCCUUAGGUUGUUCAAAGAUGAACCAAAAUGGAAUGCAAUAAAAAGGCCUGACGGGGACUCGUAUCAAGUACGUGAAGAAUAUCUAUCGCAGACAAAAGCUUAA
This is a messenger RNA of Tetrapisispora phaffii CBS 4417, 531 nucleotides long. It is a transcript of the gene ADI1, whose product is annotated as acireductone dioxygenase (Ni2+-requiring). The record is from RefSeq and is a predicted model, not a curated record. Bases 1 to 531 code for a protein of 176 amino acids. Gene Ontology annotation, molecular function: acireductone dioxygenase [iron(II)-requiring] activity. Lineage: Eukaryota; Fungi; Ascomycota; Saccharomycetes; Saccharomycetales; Saccharomycetaceae. The transcript has a single exon.